ACACAGCGCCCCCCUCUUACCAUCAGCAGUCGCUGUCGGAUGCUCACUCCGCAGUCAGCGAGAGGCAAAGCGGAGCCGGUCGGGGCCGAUGGUGGCUGCCACACACUACACACACAGAGCACACGACGACUCGCAUAUACCACCGGCAGUGUUGCGGUGUCAUUCAUUAACGUGUACACUCACACACAUACACACACACAUAUACACACACGCGUGCGCAAAGACACGGGCGGCUCGGUCAUCCGGACGUAACGCGAAGGGCCAUGGUGGUGGUGGUGUUACACGUCCGCUAAAGAAGAAGAAGACGAAGACGGGGUGGGAGGUAGCUGUUCACGCCACGUUGAGACGGCUAACACUCAAGAGAGACGCACAACACACACACACCAAGCACCGGGUUACAUCACGACACACCAUUCGUGUGGUGUCAUCACGACAAUAGCUAAGCACCCAACCCACAUCGACACGCGCACACAACGUGACCGGGUCCAGCGGACACGUCCAUAGCAGCAGGAACAGCAGGAACAGCAGGCUGUGAGACGUGGCCCAGCCACCCACACCCACACAAACACACAUGGUCACAUACCCAGUGUGUGUGCGUGGUAAGCCAGCGAACCAUCAUCAUCAUCCGUCUCAUCAGAUGCGCGUUCCACGCUGCGCGCACGUGUGAUUGACCCCGGGCUUCAACAUGGACAAUGUCAACACGGAGGACGGUGGUGGCAGUGGCAAGGGUGACGGAUCGAUAAUCUUGGGUCUGGGAUCGAACCAGGACAGGGCUACCUCUGCGUCUGCGGGCAGCCUGACCGGCUCUGCCCACGGGGUCUACGGUGGUGGUGCUGGUGGUGGUGCUGGCCGUGGUGAUGACGAGGACUGUGCAGACGAUGAUGACGAUCGGAGUUCCGUCGGAUCCGACUCGGAGGUGAACGCGCCCAAUGGGACGAGGAAGACUGAUCGCUUCGGAUUCAUCGGUGGGACUCAGUACACGGAUGCCGUGGAGACGGCGCUGCCGAUGGACGUGGCUCGCCAGCGCGAGAUGAAGUGGCUGGAGAUGCUGCAGCACUGGGACAGGUGGAUGCCCAAGCGAUACCAGAAGGUGAAACUCCGCUGUCGCAAGGGGAUCCCUCCGUCGCUGCGUGCGAGGGCCUGGCAGUACCUCUCCGGUGGGCGCGCGCGCCUGGCGCUCAACAAGGGAAAGUUUGAUGAGCUGGACCAGCAGGAAGCUGACCCCAAGUGGGUGGACACGAUUGAGAAGGACCUGCACCGCCAGUUCCCCUUCCACGAGAUGUUCGCCGCCAGGGGCGGUCACGGGCAGCAGGACCUGUUUCGCGUGCUCAAGGCCUACACCGUGUACUGCCCCGAGGAGGGCUACUGUCAGGCCCAGGCUCCCGUUGCUGCUGUGCUGCUCAUGCACAUGCCCGCCGAGCAAGCAUUCUGGUGCUUUGUUCAGAUCUGCGAGAAAUAUCUUCCUGGGUACUACAGUCCCGGCCUGGAGGGAGUGCAGCUGGACGGGGAGACUCUGUCGGCGGUGCUGAAGAAGACGUGCACCCUGGCCUACCGCCACCUCAAGAAGCACAAGGUGGACCCCAUCCUCUACAUGACCGAGUGGUUCAUGUGCGUCUUCUCCCGCACGCUGCCCUGGGCCUCCGUGCUCCGAGUCUGGGACAUCUUCUUCUGCGAGGGCGUGAAGGUGGUGUUCCGUGUGGCCAUCUCCCUCGUGCGCAACACCAUCGGCAGCUCGGACAAACUGCGCGAUUGCCAGGGCCUCUACGAGACGAUGGAGAAGCUGCGCAACAUCCCCGCCGAGUACAUGCACGAGGACAGGCUCAUGCACGAGGUGCUGGAGUUGGAGGUGACAGAGAGCCAGAUCGAGACGGAGCGGCAGAAGCAGAUCGGCAAGUGGAAGGAGCAGAAGGGCAGCCUGUAUCCGGCUUCGUCGGUGCACCGGCUGUACGGCACGCGCGCCGUGCACGACGACAGCAAGGGCGCGCCGGUGCCGGCUCCCUCUGACUUCACGCCGCCUUCGCCCUCUUCCACCGCGACGAUCGCCCGCGCUCCGCUGUCACCCACGGGCAGCAUGGCGAGCAUCAGGCCGGGCAAGGAUGACACGAGGAUGAAGAAGAAGGCCGACAAGGAGCGGGAGAGGCUGAGGAAGGAGGAGGAGAAGAACAGGGCCCUGGAGGAGAAGGAGAGGCUCAAGAUGGAGAAGAAGAAAAAGAAACGGAGCGGCAGCGAGAAGGGUGACCGCUUGGCCAACGGCCACCAGGACUCGAAGAACGGGAAGGCCGAGGCGGAUCUCGGCGAGCGCCACUCGCUCGCCGACCCCGACAUGAACCCGGAAGUUAAGCGCUCGACUCUGAGCAUCCUGUCCGAGCUGUCUCUGGAGGAGACGUAUCUCUGAUGGGUCGGGGACGGCCGUGCACAUGCGCUAACGAUUUCGAAUUCACAGUUGG
Messenger RNA from Lethenteron reissneri (Far Eastern brook lamprey), 2447 nucleotides. RefSeq names its product TBC1 domain family member 10A (gene TBC1D10A). The record is from RefSeq and is a predicted model, not a curated record. Gene Ontology annotation, biological process: regulation of GTPase activity. Lineage: Eukaryota; Metazoa; Chordata; Hyperoartia; Petromyzontiformes; Petromyzontidae. Gene Ontology annotation, molecular function: GTPase activator activity; small GTPase binding.